Chelonia mydas (Green sea turtle) is the source of this 2102-nucleotide messenger RNA. RefSeq names its product fibronectin type III domain containing 11 (gene FNDC11). The transcript has 2 exons. Bases 983 to 1927 code for a protein of 314 amino acids. The record is from RefSeq and is a predicted model, not a curated record. Lineage: Eukaryota; Metazoa; Chordata; Testudines; Cheloniidae. Gene Ontology annotation, molecular function: protein binding.
UUCUUCAGGUCUGGGAAAAGUACAUGCUGAAAGCUCAAAAGCUUGUCUCUCACCCCGGGAAGCUGGUCCAAUAAAAGAUAUUCCCUCACUUACCGUGAGAAAUAAGUGACACUUUUGCACUUCUAUAAUCCAAAGACUGAAAGCACGUCACAAAUUUAAUUGUACCUCAUAAUAUAAUGCCCCAUGAAGUUAAGUAUUACCAGCCACAUUAUAUAAAUGGGGAUAACGGGGCACAGACUGCUGCUGUUCUACCCACUAAGUAACAUGGUCUUGUCAGAAAACAUGUGAGGAGAAAGAAUAAAAUAUCAGAAUUAUGCACUGUGAACACUUUAUAAAAAACAACUCUAAAACAAGCCAAUGCCAUGGAUGUCAGGUAGCUACUUGAGAGCUAUUCUCCGUUUGUGUCACUAGCCCCCUCGUCGUGGUAUUGAAGUGUAGCUAGGGCUAGCAACGCAACAUCUUGACGUUGCACAUUUUCUUUGUCUUCCAUAUCAACUAUGUUCAGUUUUCAAGUCUAAAUAUGAGCUUCAAACUGGCAUCCAAAACAAGCUGCAUUCUGGUUCAGUCAUUAUCACUGUCAGUGAAGAUUCAAGAACCGGAAUUUAGCUGACAAUUCUGUUUUUGAUACCUAAGCCAUAGAUACCUCAACUAAAAGAUAAUACAGGUAGGUCUUCCAUGGCUAUAUUGGCUCAGCAGUGGUAUCAAACAGUACUCUUGCCUUGGUCAUUGUAGGAAACAGAUACAACGAAGGAAACAGAGCAGAUAUGGAGUUUAAAAGGGCCAUUUCCAUUGUCCCUUUUCUGACUGAUUAACCAUUACUUCGUUCAUGUUUGUUUUUCACAUGUUAUGUGUCAUGUUGUUACAGUGAAACGCUUAUGGAAUUACACGUUUCAUCCACAUGCAACUGAAUAUAAUUCAUUCGGAACCAUUAUAAUGCAAACUAAACAAAAGGUUGUUAUUGUUGCUUUCCUGCACAGCAACUAUGAGUUUUGGAACCAUGGAUGUGUAUUUGAAUGAGAUAGAAAACAAUCUGCAGAGUAUUUUGUACAACAAAGAGGAGGACCAGGAGAAUGAAACCUGGAAGAUGUACAUGGAGAGGAAGAACAUUGUGCUGGAGUUCCUGCACUCUGACUUGAGUCUCCACCUGCUGAAACGCCACCAUAAGCGAAUUGAGCUUCUGAAAAAAUGCUCUUAUUACAUUGACAUUCUGCCCAAGCAUUUGGCACUGGGAGACCAGAACCACCUCAUGCUGCCCACCACUAUGUUCCAGCUGGUUGACCCCUGGAGAUUCCAGAGGAUGAAGAAGUUGGGAACAGUCCAAACCAAAAUCCAGCUGUUGCUCUUAACUGACCUGUUAGAACAACUGGAACAGGGGCGGGAGGAGCUGGUCCACUUCCUGGAGACCUAUGACAUGGUAACAUUCCUCGCCAGGUGGGACUUGGUCAAGCAAAAGCUGUCAAAUCUGUCUGAGCUGAUGGAUAAUUUCCUUGCCAUGCUAGUGCCAGGAAGGCUGUAUGUCAAGCAUCGUCUGGUGUCGGAUGUUGGGGCUACCAAAAUCCCACACAUUAGGCUUGUUCUGAGUACCAAGAUGCCAGUGAUGUUUGAUCGAAAGGAAUCAGUGGCCCAUGAGGACUGGGUGAGCCUCAAGUGGUUCAUCACAAGUCAACAGUCACAGCCUGAACAGUAUGAACUCAGGUUUAAGCUACUGGAGCCCCGAACCCAGCAAGAGAGGAUCCAGUGUGGAAUAAUGCCGGUCACGUCCAACAUGUGUGAAAUCCGGAACCUGCUGUCCGACAGAUCAUACAGAUUCACAGUUAAACGGGCGGAGACUUACACACUCGUCUAUGAACAGUGGCGCGAUACCAUCACAUUGGAGACAAAACCUUAUCCUGAUGAAGGCAUGGAGAGCACCAUGUGCGAACCCUGACGGAUGAAGCAGCAGCAGAGAAUUUUCUAAUUUUGUCAAUUCAAAGAAGUUGAAGAAGUAAAAUUUAAAAUGUAUUUUUAAAGGUUUUUGCAUAAAAAUUGAGCUGUUGUGUCUUCAAUUGUAAUUUUACAAAGUGCCUCAUAUACAUCUUUAUGGGCUGAAAACAACACAGUUU